Molecule: messenger RNA, 6121 nt
Organism: Panthera uncia (snow leopard)
Lineage: Eukaryota; Metazoa; Chordata; Mammalia; Carnivora; Felidae
Gene: ZNF76
Product: zinc finger protein 76
Exons: 14
Coding region: 3630-5342 (570 amino acids)
Biological process (GO): regulation of transcription by RNA polymerase II; central nervous system development
Cellular component (GO): nucleus
Molecular function (GO): DNA-binding transcription factor activity, RNA polymerase II-specific; RNA polymerase II cis-regulatory region sequence-specific DNA binding
Source: RefSeq, a predicted model, not a curated record
AUGCAAGCGGGGAGGGUCAGAGAAAGGGAGACAGAAGAUCCAAAGCAGGCUCUGCACUGACAGAAGAGAGCUCAGCAUGGGGCUCGAGCUCUGGAGCCAGGAGAUCAUGACCCGAGCCAAAGUCUGAGCCACCCAGGUGCUCCCAAAUUGAUUUUUAAAAAUAAGCUUUUGCCUUAGGCUUGUUUAAUCUUUCUUAGGGCACAGGACGUAUUCUGCCAUGGAUCUUAGUUAUUUGUGUACUUCUCAACCUACUCCCUGGCUCCACUGUGAUUUCCUUCAGAAUAGCGGCUGGGUUUUCUUUAUCUAAUAUCAUCUUAAUCUAGUGUCUGUAUUAUGAGGUAGUCAGUAAUACUGACUGGAUUGAAUGAACUCAGAAAUUCUGCAUCAGAUACAAACAAGUAAAAACAGUUUGCGUCUAUGUUCAUUUUGUAGCCACAACAACCCCCCUCCCCAAAUCCCUCUAGACGCAUAAUGGGCAAGUCCCUUGAUUUAAACAGUCUGGAAUUUAGACACUUCCUUUUUUAGUCAUUGGUUGCAAAAGGGAAUGGGUGUAAGUACUUGUUUUCACUGUAUGUUUGGUAAGACUAGAGAGAUUGGUUGCCGCUGUUGAUAGAAUGCAAUGGUUACAAGGCCAGGGUCUGUUAUAUACAGACCAGUUUUCAAGAAAACAGCAAUGUGAAAUUUUUACUGGGAGUUGCAAAGACGGUCCAGGAAUAGGGGGAACCAGAUUGGCAAAAUGAUGGUAAUUGCCAAAGUUGUGGAUUUGGGUUCAUAGGAUACGUUACACUGUUCUUUCUAGUUUUGUGUAUGUUUGAAAUCCCUAAUAAAAGUUGGAAAAAAAAAAAAAGCUAGUUGAACAAGUGCAAAUUUAGCACUGUUCCUUGGAAAACACCUCAACGCAAAUGUUACUGAGUCAGUACUAUUAUCUAGGUUAAGUAGUAUAUUUAGUCUAACCUAUCCCUGACCUUUUCUGUUUGUGAGAUAGGGCGCUAAAAACAAAAAUUAGCACCCUGCAGAAUUUUGUACUUGGUGGCGCAGGAAUUGUAACAUCCUGGUAACCAGCACCUAUUGCCCUGGAAGUGAGAAGGUGAAGGGAGUGGGGGGAGGUGAAUGGGAGACCAGAGCUCAACUAGGGUCUUCCAUUUUUGGCCUAAGGCCUUUAGAUUACUGGGACAUCUUAAAGGUAUGGAUGUUCAUUCAUUCACUCAUUCAUUCAUUAUUCCACAAAUGUUUGGUGACUCCCUGCUAGAGGCCUGGUACUUUUCUAGUACCUGGAGACAGAGCAGUGAAUAAAACAAAGUUCCUGGACUUAAGAAGCUCACCUGUUGGGGACAGGCAUACAAAAACAAAUAACAAGUAAAAUUUAUGUUGAGAAAAUUAAGCAGAGAAGGGAGAGAGUUCCUGGAGUCAGUGUUAAAUUUUAAAUAGGUUGGUUAAGGAAGUUCUCACUGAAAAGGUAACAUUUGAGCCAAAAAGUUAAGAGGGUGAGCCAAGCAUAUAUCUGGGGGAAAUGUGUUCCAGUCAGAGGGAACAGCAAGUGCAAAGGCCCCAGAGCAGGAGUAUGCCUCGUAUACUCUACAUUCGAGGAACAUAAAGGCUCCAGCCAGUAUGGCUGCAGUAGUGUAAGAGAGGGGAAACAGCAGGAGAGAUGUGGGAACGUGAGUGGAUUGGUGGCAGGUCACAUUAAGAUUUUGUGCCUUGUGAGAGUGAAGCCAUUGGAGGGCUCUAAACAGAUGAGUGAUGUGAUCUGACAUCCAGGAUCAUUCUGGCUGCAUUGCUGAGAGUGACCCAUAGAACGCAAGAGUGGAAGGAGGGAAACUGGUUAGGAGGCUACUCCAAGAGUCCAGGCAAGAGAAGUUGGUGGCUUGCAUCCAAAGUAAAGCAGUGGAAAAGUGAGAAGUGGUUGGAUUCUGGCUGUGUGUGUGUGUGUGUGUGUGUGCGCGUGGAGAGAGAGAGAGAGAGAGAGAGAGAGAGAGAGAGAGAGAGGAGCCACCAGAUUUGCUGAUGGCUUAGAUAUGGCAUGUAAAAGAAACAGAAGAAGUUGAGGAUGGCUCUCUCCUUUUUGGCCUGAGCAACUGAAGAAUGGAGUUAUCAUUUAGUGAAAUGGGGAAGCAGGAGGAGGGGUAGGUUGUGAGAAGAGAUAGAUAAGGAACUAACUUUUGAGUGUGUCAAGUUUCAGGUGCUUUUUGGGCAUGGAGAUGUUGCAUAAGCCACUGGAUACACAAGUUGUUAGACAUGAGUAAAUUUCUGCUCUCCUGAGAACUGAAAGAACACUGUUCCUGAGCAAGAGACAGGGCAGUACAGUAGAACACUGGCAGUUCAGGAGUGAGGCCUGGCUCUGCCACCUGCUAGCUGCAUGAUCCUUUGGAACUUCUUCAGCAGUUCUGGCCUCCGUAUCUUCAUCUGCAGAAUGCCUGCAUUAGACUAGAAACAAGCCAUCUUCUCAGCCCACGCCCAUUGUGAGAGUCCACGAAUUCGUGCUCAGAGUAAACAAGGUAACAUAUCUGUACAUCGAAGAGCAUUUUGAAAACUGCUGAGCCCUAUGCCAGCUAGCAGUGUUGAUGUUAAGAAUCCAUCCUUCCUUUGCUAAAGUAAUACCCAGUGAGUGCCUGCCGUGUGCUGGGCACAGAGGAUACAGUGAUGGAGAAGAUGCAGCUGUGCCCUCGUGGAACAGUAUAGACCAGCUGCCUGGUGCAGCUUCGCUGCUAAGUGCAGAGGAAACAGGCCAGACACCAGUGGUCUGGUGUGACAUGAGCCAGGGAAAGCCUGUUACUGACUUGGGUCUGGGAAAACAGUGAACGUGGAUGUCAGAGAUGAAGCAAGAUGAUGUUUCAAGUGAGGCCAAGUGGUCACUGGGGCUGGGGCAGAGCUGGGGCAGAGCUAAGGCAGUGGGGCUCCGUUCCUUCCCUCCCUCAUUCUUUCACUCAACGUUUACUCCUCUGUUGGGAUCUUCUCUUAAGGAGCUCGUGGUUCUGGAGUAGAUGGUUUCAAAUCCAGCCUUGAGAGUUUCAAUUAGAAUGAAUUCCCAGUAAGUGGAGCUGAUUUAGGAUUCAAAUUUGAGCAAAGAGCUCAGUUGUGGACACAUUCUUUGUUAGGUGCUGAUUACGCCAAGUUAUAAGCAGUAUAACAGAAAGUAGGAGUGUGUUAUUUUCCCCCUAGAAGAGUCCAAUUUAAGGAAAACAUACCGUGGCAGAGUAAUCCCUUCACUGCAUCUGGAAGCAUAGUCGCUGUGCCAUGUUUAUCCAUGUAUCAUUUAGAUGUCAGUGUUUAUAUUGUAAGGAGAGUCUCUGACCAGCUAAACAAGAGCACAGGAUACAGCCCAUCUUCACUGACAGAUCACCCACAAAAUUUGUUUAGAGUAGAUAUGUAAUCAUCAUCUUUCAUUUAACAGAAUGGGGAAAUUUUGUCCUAGUGAGUGGAAAAAACCACUGAGAUACAAAUCCAAGUGCAGCAGAAGCUAUUGUCUUUAACUGGUGGCCAAAAGCUACUGACGAAACCUUGGAUGCCUCUUGCCCUGGCAGCGCUCAGUCAAGACUUGUGACCCAGAAGGAAAUCUCUGACCUCAGCUGUGGCUCUUGGUGCUGGCCAGAAGCCAACUUCAUGUCUGAGUAUACAAGUAGCAGUUUGCCAUGGAGAGCUUGGGGCUGCAGACGGUGACCCUCAGUGAUGGGACGACAGCCUAUGUCCAGCAAGCUGUCAAAGGAGAGAAGCUGCUUGAAGGGCAGGUGAUCCAGCUCGAGGAUGGGACCACUGCAUACAUUCACCAAGUGACGGUGCAGAAAGAACCUCUUUCCUUUGAGGAUGGACAACCUGUGCAGCUGGAAGAUGGCAGCAUGGCCUACAUACACCGCACACCCAAAGAGGGCUAUGACCCCAGUGCCCUGGAGGCCGUCCAGCUGGAAGACGGCUCCACUGCCUACAUUCAUCACCCCGUGGCUGUGCCGUCAGACAGCGCCAUCCUGGCCGUGCAGACAGAGGUGGGCUUGGAGGACCUGGCCGCAGAGGACGAUGAGGGCUUCAGCGCAGACACAGUGGUGGCCCUGGAGCAGUAUGCCAGCAAGGUUCUGCAUGACAGCCAGGCUCCCCAUAACGGCAAAGGACAGCAGGUUGGGGACAGAGCAUUCCGCUGUGGCUACAAGGGCUGUGGGCGUCUCUACACCACUGCUCAUCACUUAAAGGUGCAUGAAAGAGCUCACACGGGUGACCGUCCGUACAGGUGUGAUUUCCCCAGCUGCGGAAAGGCCUUUGCCACAGGAUAUGGGCUGAAGAGCCAUGUGCGCACCCACACUGGUGAGAAGCCAUAUAAGUGCCCAGAGGAGUUGUGCAGCAAGGCCUUCAAGACCUCAGGAGACCUGCAGAAGCACGUCCGGACCCACACUGGUGAACGCCCAUUCCGAUGCCCCUUUGAGGGCUGUGGCCGCUCCUUCACCACAUCAAAUAUCCGCAAGGUACAUGUGCGCACCCACACAGGCGAGCGGCCCUACACCUGCCCCGAGCCCCACUGUGGCCGGGGCUUCACCAGCGCCACCAACUACAAGAAUCACGUGCGCAUCCACACAGGGGAGAAGCCAUACGUUUGCACGGUACCAGGCUGCGGGAAGCGCUUCACCGAGUACUCGAGCCUGUAUAAGCACCAUGUGGUGCACACACACUGCAAGCCCUACACCUGCAGCACCUGCGGCAAGACGUACCGACAGACCUCCACCCUGGCCAUGCACAAGCGCAGCGCCCACGGCGAGCUGGAGGCCACAGAGGAGAGCGAGCAGGCCCUUUAUGAGCAACAGCAGCUCGAGGCCGCGUGUGCAGCCGAGGAGAGCCUGCCACCCAAACGACCACGCAUUGCUUACCUUUCGGAGGUGAAAGAAGAAGGUGAUGCCAUCCCAGCCCAAGUGGCCAUGGUGACCGAGGAGGACGGGGCCCCCCAGGUGGCUCUGAUCACUCAGGAUGGUGCCCAGCAGGUCAGCCUGUCCCCGGAAGACCUGCAGGCCCUGGGGAGCGCUAUCAGCAUGGUGACCCAGCACAGCAGCACCACCCUCACCAUACCCAGUGAGGACAAUGACCUUGCCACAUCUGGCACACAUACGGUCACCAUGGUCAGCGCUGAUGGCACGCAGACGCAGCCCGUUACAAUCAUUACCUCUGGGACUGUGGUGGCCGAAGACUCUAGUGUAGCAUCCCUUCAUCACCAACAGGUGGCACUGUUGGCCACAGCCAACGGAACGCACAUUGCGGUGCAGCUGGAGGAGCAGCAGACCUUAGAGGAGGCCAUCAGUGUAGCCACCGCUGCCAUGCAGCAAGGGGCCGUGACCCUGGAGGCUACAGAGCCCGAGAACGGCUGCUGAGUCCCAGGGAGCUGGGUCCCACACCGUGUUGGAGGAGGUGCCAUGCCGCACAGGCAUCCUUGCUUCCAAGAGCCCGGGCUGUGGCUGACACAUAGAAGGUGGCCACAUAGGUCUCCGGGGUGAGAAGGCGACAGGAAAACAGCCUCACUGAAGGGUCCAGGGGCCCUGCCCAAGAGGAAGACCGAACAGCUGGAAUCGGGGGAGUGUGUCAUCCUCAGGAGCUAAAGAGGACGAGCUGGUCACCAGGAUGCACUGGGGCAUCCUCCCCUCAGAAUCAGCUGGGUGCCCACCCUCCUUCCUCCAGAGAACAACCUUCCUGCCCUCAGUCCACUCCCCUUCUCAGGUGGCAAUUGGGACUGCUGUGGGGACUGGUCCUCUAUUCUGACUGGUCACUGCCCACCAGGGGAAGGGGCAGACAGCUUUUCAGCCCAGUAGGGGCAGAGCAGGCUCAGCCCUGCUCCUCCCAGCAAUAACCACCUCCCUGGAGGACUGCCAAGAUGCCUGGCCAUUUGGCAGCAGGGAUUUCCUGCCAUCAUAGUCAGAAUUGCUCAGGGGCCUGUGGCUGGAGAAAAGGUGCCCAGCCCCACCCGCCCCCAGUUGCCCCCUGUCCUCUCUGUGGCAGAGAGGCAGGGAGUUAGCCCUGUAUAUACUGGGGAUUGGGUUUCAUUUGUUUGGUUUGGUUUUUUAAAAUUCCAUUUUGAUAAUUUUUUUUCCUGCUCUGGUUGGUGGUGGCAAAUGGGUGAAUGAGUAUUUAAUAAAGUUCCAAGUUUCCACCUGGG